Molecule: messenger RNA, 960 nt
Organism: Ilex paraguariensis (yerba mate)
Lineage: Eukaryota; Viridiplantae; Streptophyta; Magnoliopsida; Aquifoliales; Aquifoliaceae
Source: the annotation of a GenBank genome assembly
AUGGGCACUGGUUCUCGAGAGCGCGCUGUGCUCUCGAUGGCGACGCGUGGUAUCUUCUCUGCGGCGACUUGGCUUUUUGUGCAGCUCAUGAGACGACGCGCUCUUCCGGGGCCAGAUUUUCCGCCUAGGCAGGGAUGCACGGACCAGAUGCCGCGUCAGUUACGUACUGUCUGCGCAGCGCGGGUCUCAUCACGUGAUGGUGGAAGCUGGAACCGGGUCCGUCCUCGGAUUUCGGAGGGCGCCGUUCAACCUCGGCACCUUAUCUUGUCUAUAUCCCGGCACCCUAGCGGGGACAUCCGCUUCCCAAGGUACCUGGGAAUGUACAUUUUGUGCGCACUUCGUGCCUACUUGGUGCAGACGACCAAAGCCCGUGCUCGGCUGUCGCCUAUCCGCCCGCCAGUCCGUCUCGCCGACCCAGCCCGCCGCGCCAUGGCUCAGGAACAACAACUCCCAAGCCUGCCUCCUGUCCGCGGCUUGCGUUCCCGCCCAGACCCGGCGCAGACCGCCGUCCUCGACCUCCUCUUCGAGCCCAGCUCCACCAUCCACUCCACUCUCCUCCCCGUCCUGCAAGCGGCCGAGUAUUCCUCGUACCCAGAGCUCAUCGACGCGUGUCACGGCCGGCUCCGGUCCCUCGCCAGCUCCCGUAGCGCCUCCGACUCUGCGCCGCCAACACUUCUGUCCGUCCUCGGGUCCCAUCCUCGCUUGGGCGAGAAAAAGGUCGACUCGGCCCAAUCGGUCGCCGAGCAGGCCAAUCUCCGCGGGGAGGGCCAAGAGCUGGCUGCGCUGAAUCGAGAGUACGAGAUUCGCUUUCCCGGGCUCCGCUACGUCGUGUUUGUUAAUGGCCGGGCGAGGCCUGAGAUUAUGCGUGACAUGAGGGCACGAAUAGAGAGGAACGAAUUCGCCACCGAGGUCGAUGCGGCGCUUCAGGUAGGGAGGGCGUCACCGCCCCUUGCCCGAUGA